Molecule: messenger RNA, 3036 nt
Organism: Daldinia caldariorum
Lineage: Eukaryota; Fungi; Ascomycota; Sordariomycetes; Xylariales; Hypoxylaceae
Product: PLC-like phosphodiesterase
Exons: 1
Coding region: 1-3036 (1011 amino acids)
Biological process (GO): lipid metabolic process; phosphatidylinositol-mediated signaling
Molecular function (GO): calcium ion binding; phosphatidylinositol-4,5-bisphosphate phospholipase C activity
Source: RefSeq, a predicted model, not a curated record
AUGGCAGAAGCACUGAACUCUCAUUCUGCUGGAAAGGGUUUAAUAAGACGGCUUUCCAACCGUGCGAGCAAGUUCGCCAGCAGGACCCGACGUCAGUCUGCGGCGGCACCUAUGAGACGGGAAGGAAGCAUAGGUCCUGGAAUUCUCCGACGCAGAAGUGACAGCACCAACACAGCCCCGGCGGCGGAAUCCGUGCUGCUGACGGACUCUGACGAUGAAUUUCACGAUGACAUGAACGAGUUCAACAACUCGAUCCUUGGCGCAGAGAGUAUGGUACGAAAUUUCUCUUCAGGAAGCGCCGCACCGUCGCUAGCGGGAUCAGCAUCAUUUGCAGAUGUUCCUACCGGACCUGUCGUGCCCAUGGCGUUGGUGAAAGGAACUCAUCUUCUUAAGGUAUCCAAGAAGAAAAAGAAGCGGCUGCUCUUCACACUCGAAGCAGCUGCAGGCAGAAUAAUUUGGGAGAAAGGUCGUUCUACUAAGUGCAUCUAUAUCGACGACAUCAAGGAGGUCAGGAUAGGUUCCGACAUCCGGCAGUAUCGGAUUGACUCCGGUAUCCCCGAACCCGACGAGGGGCGCUUCUUUACUAUCUUUUACGCAGUUCCUGACAAAUCUAGGAGCAAGACAAUGCACUUGAUCGCCGAAGACGAGGAGACAUUCGCGCACUGGGUUAAUGCCCUAGACUUGAUAUCCAAGCACCGAGAAGUGCAUAUGGCCUCGUUAAUGGCCUUUAACGACAACGCCAUCCGCGAAUAUUGGAAUGGUGAGAUGACGAAACAGUUAGAGAACAAGCAACACACGCCUGCUCGAGAGGAAAUGGACUUAGCUGGCGUUGAACGUGUUUGCAGAAAUCUCCACAUCCACAUGGCUCCGAGGGACCUUCGUGCCAAGUUUGCCGUUGCUGACACCACCACGUCUGGUCGACUAAACUUUUCCCAGUUCCAAGCAUUUGUUCGCGAGAUGAAACGGAGAGAAGAUAUCCGACUACUGUAUUUCAAGCUGGCCUCGGAUGCAGAGCGGGGAAUCACCUUCGCAGAGUUUAUGCGAUUCCUGCGGGAUGAACAAUGUGAAGAAGUCGAUAGCAAUCCCAACUUCUGGGAGAAUAAGUUCCUUCGUUGGGCUCGCCGGGCCGGCGGAUCUAGGACGGAGACGUCGUCGCUUCAUCGUCUUGACAAGGACUCGGUCACGAUGAAUGAACAAGCCUUCGCGGCCUAUCUGACAUCAAAAGACAAUUUUCCGCUUGUCCGCCCGCCGUCUGAAUAUUCGCUCGACCGACCUUUCAAUGAGUAUUUCAUCUCCAGCUCUCACAAUACUUAUCUCGUAGGUCGUCAGAUUGCAGACAUCGCCUCCAUCGAGGGUUAUAUUUCUACUCUUGUUCGUGGUUGCCGUAGCGUUGAGAUUGAUUGUUGGGAUGGGUCUGAGGGUCAGCCGAUAGUCAAGCACGGGUAUGCGAUGACGAAUGCCAUCUCAUUCCGUGAAGUGAUCAACACCGUCAACAAGUACGCCUUUGUCGCGAGCCACUUUCCGCUUUGGGUAUCCCUCGAGGUCCACUGCAAUGCACCGCAGCAAGAGGUAAUGGCCGACAUUAUGAAGGAGAUAUUCGGUUCUCGCCUGGUCACUGAACCUUUAGAUCCAUCCUCGAAUACGCUCCCAUCGCCUUCGGAACUAAAAGAAAGGAUCCUGAUCAAGGUGAAGGGAACACAUCGAGGCGCGACACGCAACGGUGGCGAGACCACUACAGGUCGUCGACGCGGAAACAGCUUAACCUCUCCUUUCUCGAAGCCGGUGUCCUCUGACAACGCUUCUAUCCCAGCUCAAUUCUUGUCGAGCCCGCUCCUGGGCCCUACCGCUCAACCCCAGCGCGGAACGCCAGCAAAACGCAUAGACACUAUUAACGAGGGCGAGGUGCAUGAUACAGUCAGUAGCAGCACGAGUGAAUGCGACAGCGAAGAAGAGAAACGUGGCAAGCGGAAGACUAGUAAGAUUGUCAAGAGUUUAGGCGAGCUCGGUGUCUACUGUAGUGGCGUCAAGUUUCACGGCUUCGAAUCGGCGGAGUGCAAGAAGAGCAACCAUAUCUUGUCUUUUAUGGAAGGUACAUUUAGGAAGCACUCCAAAGCGUCGGAUUCCAAGCUUGCUUUGGCCCGCCAUAAUAUGCGUUAUAUGAUGCGCGUAUAUCCCCAGUAUUCCCGCUUAUCAUCUGACAACUUUAACCCUUUGAUGUACUGGCGGAGGGGCGUGCAGAUGGCUGCACUCAACUGGCAGACCUUCGACCUUGGCAUGCAAUUGAAUCAAGCCAUGUUCAAUGGAGGCACUGAUCAAUCCGGGUACGUCCUAAAGCCCGCGUCGAUGCGCGAGAUACGCAUUCUCCCCGACGGUCUCCCUGCAGAAGCCAUCGGCAAAUUGGAACGCCAAAAUAUGUCCUUUGACAUCAACAUAAUCUCGGCGCAGCAACUUAUUCGCCCCUCAAGCCUAGCUUCUAACCGCACUCUUGACCCUUACGUUGAGAUUGAAAUCUUCCAUACUAACGAUAAGCGGGAUAAGCACGACAGCAUGGCGGGUAUACCUAUUCUUACGGACACUCCGCUCAAAUCUUCUACAUGCAUCGUGAAGGAAAACGGAUUCAAUCCCAUUUUCAACCACAAGGCUCAUUUCAACGUUACGACCAAACAUCCUGAAUUACUCUUUGUUAGAUUCAGCGUCAAGCUGGCUACUGACGGUGAAUAUUCGUCCGGUCGCAGUGCCAUUAUUGCGACUUACACAGCCAAACUUGAAAGUCUUAAACAGGGUUACCGAACAUUGCCGUUGUUAGAUUCCAACGGGGACCAAUACCUCUUCUCGACUUUGUUCUGCCAUAUCAAAGUUGACCCUACGACCAGCGUCUACGUAUCAAAAGCGCGCGAGAGCAACGGUGGUGAAGCUGCAGUCGGCAAGUUAAAGCAUAUCGGACGAAACGUCUUCUAUAGAUCGACUGCAAACAGCACAAAAUCGAGCUUCGAAAAAAGCAGUGUCGAUGGUGACACGCAGCCACACCUCAUGUGA